CUCGUAAAUCCUCGAACUCAUUGGAGCUCUCUCUCUCUCUCUUAUUUCUCUCUGCCUCCCUAUUUUCGUCUUCCCUGAUCCGAAACCCAUCACACUCGAAAUCCAUCGAUUUCAACUCACAGAGAUCUCUCUCUCUCUACCUCAACCUCCUUCGCGAGAUCUUCUCAGCCCCCAAAACGAUCGGGUUUUCUUCUUCCUCUCUCCGCCUUCGAAAACCUAAAUCAAAACUACUCCCCCCCCCCCCCCCCCCCCCUCCUCUAGGGUUUCCACGGGCCCAUUGAAACUUAAUCUUCCUCCAGUUUUUUAUCAAAAUUGUUUGAAUGACCUUGUGGCAACAAUUGAAACAUGACGUCGAGUAUGUUGUCUGGGGAUCGGAGGUGGGCUUCUGCCAGAAGAGGUGCAAUGACUGUUUUAGGGAAAGUCCCGAAGCCUAUAAAUUUACCCAGUCAGAGGUUAGAAAACCAUGGUAUGGAUCCAUCUGUGGAAAUUGUUCCCAAGGGCACUCUCAGUUGGGGCAGUAGAUCAUCAUCUGCAUCAAAUGCAUGGGGCACCUCAUCACUUUCUCCAAAUACUGAUGGUGGCACCACUUCACCAAGCUAUCUCAGUGGCCACAUUUCUUCAGGAAGUGGCACUCGACCAUCAACUGCUGGUAGUGAUAAAUCUCAUGAACCUGCUGCUAGCGCAUGGGGUCCAAACUCUAGGCCAUCAUCGGCCUCUGGGGUAUUGACAUCAAAUCAGACGUCAGUGGCAUCAUUGCGUCCUCGCAGUGCAGAACCAAGGCCUGGUAGUUCACAGUUGUCAAGAUUUGCUGAACACUCUGAACAUCCAGUGGCAUGGAAUGCUCCCGGGACUGCAGAAAAAUUGGGAGUGACGUCAUCAAAGAAUGAAGGGUUUUCUCUCACUUCUGGAGACUUUCCAACUCUUGGUUCAGAAAAGGAUAAUUCUGGAAAGAAUGCUGAGUCUAGAGAUCACAGUUCUUACUCUCGCCCUGGCUCAUCUUCUGGUGGUGGGGUGGCAAAAGAGACAACUGGGACUUCCGUAGUUGGUGAUAUCUCUGUAAAUGCAAGUGUGAAGAGUGGAACUGGUAAUUCAUGGAAAAGAGAGAAUCCCUCAUACAAUGAAGAUGGAGGUAGACCUGGUAUGGAGAAGUGGCAGGGAAAUCCCCAGCCUUACCCUGGUGCUAGUGUCCCGCCCCAACAUUAUGAUGCAUGGCAUGGUGGUCCUGUUCACCCGCAAGGUGGUCCAGUACCUCACCCCCAAGGUGGUGUUUGGUUUAGAGGUCCUCCAGGGGGUCCUCCUUUUGGGGCCCAGGUCCCUCCUGGUGGCUUCCCAAUGGAACCAUUUCCAUAUUAUCCUCCACAAAUUCCAGCUGCUGCUCUUGCCAACCCACAGCCUGUUCCUCCAAAUGGAGCAGGACCAAGGGGACACCAUCCUAAAAAUGGAGAGAUGUACAGACCUCAUAUGCCAGAGGCGUAUAUCCGCCCCGGUAUGCCAAUUAGACCUGGAUUUUACCCUGGUCCUAUGGCCUUUGAGGGAUAUUAUGGUUCACCAAUGGGAUAUUGCAAUUCAAAUGAACGAGAUGUCCCAUUUGUGGGAAUGCCAGCUGGUCCUCCUGUCUAUAACAGGUACCCUAGCCAAAGUGCUCCUGAGCCUGGCAGACCUAGUGGAUAUGGUCCCACCAGCCAAACAGGGUUACCGGAGAAAAUAGAAUCUGGUCAUCCACAUGAUACACGUGGACCAUACAAAGUUCUUCUGAAGCAGCAUGAUGGUUGCGAUAGAAGAAAUGAAGAACAGAGAAGUGAGGUUGCUGUAACAACCAAUGCGUCAUGUCUUGAGGGUGAGGACCAACCAAAAGCAUUGUCAUUGGAGAAUGACUGGAGAUCAGAUCGCAGAAAGGAGGGAGAGAGGGAUCGAAGGAGUGAAAGACCUGCUUCGCAGAAUUCUGACCGAGGAGCUUCUUCUGCUCGUGUCAAAGUCAAGUCCCCUGAAAGUUUGGGUAAUAUGAGGGCAGCUGAUGCCAUUCCAGUGAAGAAAUUGGAAACUGAAGCCUGUGGCACACAAGAUAUUGCACAAACACUCUCUGCAAAAGACCCCAGUCUGAUUCAGAAAAUAGAGGGAUUAAAUGCCAAAGCACGAGUUUCUGAUGGACGAGGUGAUACUGCAUCUGUUUCCAUUAGGGAGGAGCAAAGGAAGACAUUCCAAGUCAACCCUAAAUCUAACAGUUCAGUAAAUGAACCUGGUAGUGGCUCGGCCACUGAAAUCAUAAAUUCCUCUCAUGAAGUCAGCAGUGGAAUUUCUGUCUCCAGGCGACCUGCUCAUGGCAUGCAUGGUAAAUCAGAUAAUCGUGGUAGAGGAAGGUUUAAUAACCAAGAAGGCGACGGCUGGGGGAAGAAAUCCUUGGUCUCUGAACCAACAUCUGUGGUGUCAACUGCAAAUUCAAAAGUUCCUUCUAAUGAUCAUGUGCAUGACCACCUUGCGUCCAUGGAAGCUACUGAAAAGUCUGGAUCUUAUCCACAAGGCAGACGUGAAGACGACUCAUUGACACCAAUGUUUGAUCCAAAUGAUUCUGAGGCACAGCGUGCUAAGAUGAAGGAGCUAGCCAAGCAACGUACCAGACAGCUUCAAGAGGAAGAGGAGGAGCGGACAAGAAGGCAGAUGGCCAAGGCUCGAGCAAAAUUAGAAGAGUUGAACAGACGUACUCAAGUGGUGGACGGUUCAAAUCAAAAGUUUGAAACCAGACAGCUUCAGGAGGAAGAGGAGGAGCAGACAAGAAGGCAGAUGGCCAAGGCUCGAGCAAAAUUAGAAGAGUUGAACAGACGUACUCAAGUGGUGGACGGUUCAAAUCAAAAGUUUGAAAAUUCCUCCAGUGGUGACAUCCAGAGUAAACAAGAAGAAUCUCAAACUUCUGGUGAACCAUUAGUGGCCGGUAGGAAAUAUGAUCCACAAGUCCCAGCUUUCGGUUCUAACCUUAACGCUGUUGAACAGAUUAAUGAGUGCACCAGUGUUGAAGCUGAAGAAUCAACUGUUCCAUCAAUUGAGCUACCUUCAGAGAGGCCAAAGAGUGCCUACAAGGAGCCCAUUUUCAUGCAUGAUCAACCUGUGCCUUUGCAGCAGCAGGUUACUAUUCCUAAUACUGCUCAUCACAACACUGCUCCCCAGGCUCAUGAUAGCUGUAUCUCAAGGCAGAAGCAGGCACCUAAACAAAAGCAGAACACUCGGUUGGAAAAGAAGUCUAUUGGGAAGAAUACUUCCACUAGUAUGACUGACACACCAAAUAGUCAGACAGAUACAGUGGUUAAUGUGUCCUCAUCUGGUGGAGUUGGAGCUACUUCAACCGCAUUGAGUACUGAGUCAAGCCUGACUGCAAAUUCUAGUGCUAUACUUGAGUCAUCUUCUCAUCCGAGAAAGAAAAAUUACAGAAGUGGCAAGAACAAGCAGAGAGUAGAGAAUGCAUCAUCUGUGGCUGCUAUAUCAUCAUCUAUAUCAAAUGAUACAAAUCAUGCAAACACCACUAUAGAAACUGGAAAACCAAAUGCACCUAAUGUGGAUUUAGAUCCUAGCUCAGUUCAGUCAGAGACCUUUUCUAGGGAUGCAUAUCAGUCGAUGGAACAGCACUUGUCUCUACCAAACGAAGAAUCUCAAGGUAGAUUAAGUGGCCAGUGGAAACCUCAGCAUUCUCGCCGGAUGCCUAGGAAUUCACAAGCAAUCAGGCACUCGGAAAAAUUUCAAAGCAGCGAUGCUGUUAUGUGGGCACCAGUGCGGUCACAGAACAAAACUGAUGUAACUGAUGAUGCCAUCCCCAAAACUGAAGCUGAGGCUGUCAGUGCUGUAAAGAGCGACCAUCAAGUGCAAAAUAAUUCAAGAAAUAAGAGGGCGGAAAUGGAGAGAUAUGUUCCAAAGCCUGUAGCUAAAGAGAUGGCACAUCAAGGAAGUACUCAACAAGCAAUGGUUUCUGUAGUGCAUCAGACUGCAAUAAAUGAGAACAUUAGGGGAGCAGAUUCUGGUCCUCCUCAAGGUGUCGAAAAUUCUCAACCUAGUGCUGCAGUGGGAAAAUCAGGUUUUGCCAUAGAAUCCAGGAAUGGGAGUAGCAGGCAAAAUAAGCAGGUAAAAGCACAUGGGUCGUGGCGACAACGGGGAUCAACAGAACCAACCAACACACAAGGUUUCCAUGAGGAACCAUCAUAUACUUCAAAUGUUGGUCAGAGUGAUAUUGGCUCAGUGACAGAGCAACCAAAGAAUUCUGAUGAUUGGAAUGAUGGAUGGAACAUGCCCGAUGAACCCAACACUGUUGUACCAGUCUCUGCAUCUAUUGCUGUAAAAGAACAGGGAAUACCCGGAAGACGAAAGCAGCAUCUGUUUAAUGGACAAAAAACUGUGGCAAAUAAUCAUGAUCAUGAGCAAAAGAAAAACUAUAGGGGGGAUGCUGACAGAAUCUACACCAAAUCUUCAGCCUCUGAAAUCAGUCAAACAGAGUUACCUUCUGCUUCUAAAGAGAAUCAAGCUGUUGGGGAACGUGCAAUACCUCAUUGGCAGCCCAAAUCUCAGGCAUUUGCAGCCAAUAAUCAUCGAGGAAACAGGGCUAAUGGUCCCCAAGGUGCAGACCCACUCUCACCAGCAACUGACAAAGAUACUACUGAACAUCUGGCUCAGCAUCGACAUGAUCAAUACAAGUCUGAAAGAAACAAUGCAGGGGAAGGACAGAACAGGAGGGAGAGGAAAACAACACACAGGGGACGUCCCAGCUCCCCUAGUCAUGGUCCUGUCAGCCCAGUCGAACUGGCUCCUCCUAGUAUGGAUGCUAGACAAGAGCAUCAGUUUCAAAUGGGGUUUCGAAGGAAUGGAAACCAAAACAACCGUUUCAGCAGAGGGCAAGAGUCUCGCGGGGAUUGGAAUUACUCGGGGCAUGAUGGUAGGCAGCAAAAACCCCCUGCAAAUCGGGACAGGCAGAGGCACAGUUCCCAUUUGGAGUACCAGCCAGUUGGGCCAUACAACAGCAGUGACAAAUUUAACAAUUCCGAGGGACCUAGAGAAGGUGCUCAGAAUUCAGGUGGUGGAAGGGUCAAGGAAAGAGGCCAGGGUCAUUCGAGACGUGGUGGAGGGAACUUCCAUGGGCGGCAAAGUGGCACUAUUCGAGUAGUGCAGGAUAUGGAGUAGUGGCUAAAAAAUUAAAGACUAAAGAUGAGGUUGUCAUUGAUGAAACCGCUCUUUCCCACUCUUGCAUCAUGAGCAGUGGCAGUAGCAGUAGCAGUGGCUUGAUCAUAACUGUUUCCAGGUAUUGUAGUAAUAGAGAUGUGAUUGCAACUGUUUAUAUUUGUUGAGCAGACAAAUAAAGACUUGUUUGCACUCAGCAGGGCUCAUGGCGAAGUUGAUGGUGUUGAAUUAGUUAGCGUCUUGGAGGUAGUCAGAUUGGCGCAUUUCCUUUUCGAUUGAAAUGAAUCUGAUGUGAAACAUUGUGAUUUGGUCAUCCUCUGUUUCCUGUGGAACUCUUUAUCAUUUUAUUUGUUUCUAUUAGCCUCGUAUUUACUUGUAGUGACUCAUAAUUCCUUUGCUUCUAAUAUGGAGCAGCAAGGAAAUGAAAUUAGAGGAAGUCUGGUUCUUUACCUAUUCCCUAGUCUCAUUACCCGACUGACUGCUGUUCUUGUGCCC
Molecule: messenger RNA, 5646 nt
Organism: Rosa rugosa (rugosa rose)
Lineage: Eukaryota; Viridiplantae; Streptophyta; Magnoliopsida; Rosales; Rosaceae
Product: protein MODIFIER OF SNC1 1
Exons: 10
Coding region: 346-5154 (1602 amino acids)
Biological process (GO): epigenetic regulation of gene expression
Source: RefSeq, a predicted model, not a curated record